Messenger RNA from Oncorhynchus mykiss (rainbow trout), 5116 nucleotides. The record is from RefSeq and is a predicted model, not a curated record. Lineage: Eukaryota; Metazoa; Chordata; Actinopteri; Salmoniformes; Salmonidae.
GGGUCCCGGGGGAAGAGGAGGGGAAAGGUGCUGGAGUUGUCGCAUCCAGUUGCGUUUAUAGACUAGCUAGUAACCGGCUGUUUGCGCUUCAGAGAACACAACAAGUAGGGACAAUAUGCCUACUAAAGUAGCCUAGCUAUUGGUUUUAUGGAUUAUAUAGGAUAUCGAUUUGUAUAAUUAAGUCUAUAAUGGUUUAUAUCACGGUAAAUGACCUCACUCAACUUAACGCAGUCGGCGCGAUGCAACUCCCUCGUUUCAUGACGUUUGUUCUGGUCAUUUCUUGUGAGUUGUACCGGGCAGUCGCGGGUCCGGGCGCUGGGUUGAAGACGUGGGAGAGGUUUAGUAAAUUGGACUAUCCCGGUGACAAAGCUUUCCUCUACGACACCUUUCCUGACAACUUCAUGUGGGCGGUUGGAACGGCAGCUUACCAGGUGGAGGGUGCGUUUGAGAAAGACGGGAAGGGCCUGUCCAUUUGGGACACUUUUACGCGCGGCGGGAACCGGAUAGCUACCGGGGACGUUGGCAGCGACAGCUACCAUAACACCCAAAGCGACGUCCGGGCGCUCAAACAGCUCGGGGUCAGUCACUACCGCUUCUCUCUCUCGUGGUCGCGGAUAUUUCCAAACGGCAGCCGCGGUAGCUACAACGAGAUCGGUACCAACUACUACCGGACGCUAAUACGGAAGCUGAAGGAGAUCAACGUGCAGCCGGUGAUCACGCUAUAUCACUGGGACUUACCUGACAACCUGCAGAGAACGUUCGGCGGGUGGAGCGACCCAGCGCUCGUGGAGCUUUUCCGUGAUUAUGCAGAUUUCUGUUUCCAAACAUUCGGUGACGAUGUGAAGUAUUGGAUCACGAUAGACAACCCGUUCCUGGUGGCGUGGAACGGGUACGGUACUGGGAAGGUGGCUCCGGGAAUCAAGAAUGACCCGGACCUGCCGUUUAGAGUGGGACACAACCUCCUCAAGGCUCAUGCUGCAGCGUGGCACCUCUACGACCGCCACUACCGGCCCCAGCAGCAGGGGAAAGUUUCAAUGGCGCUGGCCUCCCAUUGGAUCAAGCCCAGCAGGACACGGCGUGAGAGCCUGCAGGCGUGUCAGUGGUCCUUGGACUUUGUGUUGGGCUGGUUCGCCAGACCCCUCUUCAUUGAUGGAGAUUACCCCCCUAGCAUGAAGCACAACCUGUCCCACCGCCUGCCCUCGUUCACACAGGCAGAGAGGGAUGAGGUGAGGGGGACCGCUGACUUCUUUGCUCUGUCCCAUGGUCCUUCUCUGAGCUACCAGCUGAUUGACGUCAGUCUCAAAUUUGGCCAGAUUGAAGUUCUGGACCUGAGGAUGCUGCUAUACUGGAUCAGAGCAGAGUACGACAACCCACCCAUCUACAUUGUAGAGAGUGGCUGGUUUGUCCAGGGAGACAUCAAGACAGAGGACUCUAAGAACAUGUAUUACCUCAAGAGGUUCAUUAUGGAGACACUGAAAUCGAUCAAGUACGACGGGGUGAAUGUGAUUGGCUACACCCACUGGUCCCUGCUGGAUGGGUUUGAAUGGCACAGAGAGUAUGAUAUACGCAGAGGCCUCUACUACGUCGACUUCAACACACACAACCUCAAGAGGAGGCCCAAGACCUCCGCCAACUUCUACAAGAAGUUGAUCCAGAAGAAUGGUUUUCCCCAGCUGCCUGAGAACAGACCAGCUCAGGGAGUUUUCCCCUGUGACUUCGCCUGGGGAGUGUCCGCCAACUCUAUACAGGUGGAGACCACCCCCACCCAGUUUGUAGAUCCCAGUGUGUACGUAUGGAACAUCACAGGCAACGGGGAGCUCAGGAGGUUAGAGGGGUUCCAGGCCCCGCCGCUCCGCAGGGCACAGCACUGUGCCGACUACGCCACCAUCCGCCAGCAGGUGGAAGAGAUUCGUCGUGUGGGAGUCAACCACUUCCACUUCUCUCUCAACUGGUCCUCCCUGGUGCCCAGCGGCAACGUGACUCAGCCCAACACUACCUUACUAGGGUACUACCGCUGCUUUACGAGCCAGCUGCACCAGGCUAACAUCACGUCCAUGGUCACCCUGUGGCACCACACACGCCAGCGCUCCAGCCUGCCAGCCCCGAUGGAGGCAGCAGGAGGCUGGUUCAACAGGGACACAGUGGUGGCGUUUGUGGACUACGCUCGGCUGUGCUACAGAGAGCUGGGUCCCCAUGUGAAGAUGUGGAUCACCUUGAACGAGCCCAACGAUGAAGAUGACGUGUCUCCGAUGGAGGGCCACCAGCUGCUGAGGGCACACGCCCUGGCGUGGCACGCCUACGACCAGGAGUACAGACACACACAGGGGGGACAGGUUUCCUUGGCUCUUCACAUGGACUGGGUGGAACCGGCGUUCUCCUUCAGCCGCGAGGACGUGGAGCCAGCCAACAGGGUUCUCGACUGUCGUGUGGGCUGGUUCUCAGAACCCAUCUUUGGCAGUGGAGAUUACCCGCCUCGCAUGAGGAACUGGUUCCACCAACGACACUCCCUUGACCUUUUCCAUUACCACCUGCCGUUGUUCAGUGAUGAGGACAGACAGUUGGUGAGGGGGACGUACGACUUCUUCGCCAUCAGUCAUUUCAGCACUCAGCUAGUGACCCCCACCAUUGAAGAAAAUAAACUGCCCUCCAGGUUGGGGGUGCAGUACAUGGGAGACAUCACCUGGAUCAGGUCCCCUCGGCCCAAUGCCCCUGUAGUGCCCUGGGGCCUCAGGAAGGCCCUCAACUGGGUGGAGGAGCGCUACGCUGGCGUGGCGGUCUAUGUGGUAGCCAAUGGGGUGCAGGAAGACCCGGCCCGCUUCGACGACAGUCUGAGAGUCUACUACCUGUACAGCUACAUCAACGAAGCUCUUAAAGCCUACAUCCUAGACGGGGUGAAUCUGAAGGGUUACUUCGCCUACUCCCUGAACGACCAGAGAGACCCAGGCUUCGGCUUGUACGGUCAUGUCCAGGAUGAGGAAAUCCUCAAAACAUCUCUGUCCCAGUAUCAGAACAUUAUCCGGCACAACGGCUUCCCUCUCCAGGGGACCCUUACCUCGGCCCUGCAGUGCCCCAGUCAGCCUCUACCCUGCUCGGGGUGUCUGGUCCUGACCAAGAGGCCUGUGGUGGGCUUCCUGUCUCUGGUGGGGUCAGCGGUCCUGGUCACCCUUGGGCUGAUUAUAUACUACGCUGCCAAGAGACACAGGGGCCGAGGUACAAAUGGCACCAUAUUCUCUAAAAUAUAGGGCCCUGGUCUAAAGUAGUGCACUAUAUUGGGAAUAGGGUGCCAUUUGGGAUCACGUGGUGAUGGUGGUGAUGAAAAUGAAGUGUAUUUAUGAAGCGUGUGUUAUAGGUAGUCCUCCGGGUUCGAGUCACUUGACCUUUAACCCUUCAAUGUCUGCUGAUCUGAAGGAAUCAGGAAAAAGGUAGAAGCAAUAUGUCAGAAUAUCCACCGUGUCAGCACUAGAUCUCUGACACCUAUCCAGUUCCUCGAGAUCUGUAAAACAAAGUCGUGGGCCAAGAGUCCUAUUGAUAUAGACCCAUGUGGGGCCAAAUAUAUCUGGAGCCAUUUAGACGGUUUACGACACUGUGUAGAGAAUGUAGUUGAUGAAUGUAGUUGAUUUAGUUGAUGUGGUGUGUCUUGGUGUUCAUAGAACUGUAUGUUCGUUUAUUUCCACGUCGUUUUGUGAAACUCAACCAGCAGCGUUUUGUUUCAUGUAUUUCAGUCUGAAGAUAAAGUAUUGUUCUUUAAAAAACAAUUGAGAUAAAUGUGCAAUUUUUUUUUUUUUUUAAUGAACUUGUUUGACGUGGUAUUAUAACGAAUGAUCUCGUGCAGAUUAUUUUUCGUACAGACUCUUAAAUUAAUAUAUCUCUAUCUUUGUAUUAAACUGUGUGUUUAUAGUAAGUCACACUCUACCAGAUAACUUAUUGUACCUUGAUGUCUACUAGGCAAAACAAAACAACUAUCUAGUGAAAGCAAGUCUCCCAUGACCAAUUACGUUUAGUCCCCUUUGACCAAUACUUUUACUACCGCAGGGCCUGUUGUGAAGUAGGCAAAGCAUUUAUCCCAAAUGGCACCCUAUUCCCUAUAUUGUGCUUUUAGGGCUGGGACGAUAUCGCAAUACUCAUUAGUAUCUUGGCAAGGAAACGAAACAUGAAGCAGAUUUAACUAAAUGUAGCCGAUGUAAAAUGGCUAGCUAGUGGCGUAACGAUGCUUCGAGGGUGACUGUUGUCUGUGUGCAGAGGGUCCCUGGUUCGCGCCCAGGUCGGGGCGAGGGGACGGACGUAAAGUCUAUACUGUUACAUAAAACAGCCCUGUUUUAAACAAGCAUGUUAUCCAGGGGCACAUUUAUUUAUUUAACAAACAGGAGGUUUUUAAAACGGAACAAAUUGUUCGGACUGCUUCAUGUUUACAUGUUUUUGUUGCCAUGGAAAACAUAUCGCGAUACCGGUAUCAUCCCGACCCUAAGAUUCACUACUUUUGACCAGAGCCCAUGUGACCUUCAGUCAUAUCUCCGAUAUGAAGGAGUAGUGGGUGGAUCGUUCAUUUAUUGCCAAAAUGCAAUGAAGGGACACAGUAUAGAUUAAUUCUCUGUCAUCAAAUGAAUAUUAACAGUACUCCCACAACAAUUCUUCAUAGAUCUCCUGUAUAAUAUUAUACUUGCAUUCAAUUUGUCGGAGUAAACUCUGGGCCGUUUGUAAAUUCAGAGCAUUGUCAGAUUGCCUGGUCGGUAAACUCAGAGCACGCGCUGACCGAGGAGUACUAACUGGCUAACGUUGGCUAGCUACUUCCAGACACAGAUGAGAGAACAGCUCAUAUCCAGAGCAUUAGUGACUAACUGUGCUGCUGGCAACAAUUUCAUUGUUAGUUGUUUUUUUGCCGGCAUUUACUGACUCCGGUCAUAUUCAACGGUUGUUCCCCGUUUGUAAAUGAAUCAGUUAUUCUGCACUCUGGCACACAGACGAGGGAGCACUGACAUCGGAGUAGAGAGCCAGAGUGAAUUUACAAAAUGCACCAUAAAUGUCUAUAAAAAAAAAGGUUAUUGUGAUCAUAUGGUGGAUAAACAAUUUUGUAAUAAUUCCUAAAUUCUAAUAAUAAACAAAUAACAGUGUUUUGAAA